AUGGAUAUCGUACGAGGGACACCGCCACCCGCGAAGUGGUACGACAUCAAAUCUGGCAUCUCCAGCAACCGUCGGUCAACGUCCACCGUCCUUCCACCACCACCUGUUCCGAGUUCUAACAUUUUACGAUCUGUGUUUUUGGCUCGGAUUACAAUGAACUUUGAAUCACUCUCUCCUGCGGCCUCGCUGUCGCCGCCAUCAAUUUCGUCUGGGGAUACGGAUUCCGACGACCAACAUAUCUCAUCUCCGACUAACUCUUUCUCCCCAGAUCUUGGGUUUGACCAGUUUAUGCCAGAUAUAGGCCUCCAAGCUACGAUGCAGGAACUCGGCAUGUCUAUCGAUGGUUGGGAGCAGUGGAACGACACAAACAAACCGAUCGUUGAUCCUGCGAUGCUAUUUCUUGACCUCGAUGGCCUAGUAACUGACCCUACUACUGUUAUUGAACCUCCCCAGGUAAUUAACCCGAAUUUACCGCUUCCCAAAAGCAAGUUUGCCGCCGCCCGUGCCUCGCACUUACUGUCUAUUCCAUCUGCUCCGACGUUGGAUAUUCCUCAACUGGAGACUCAGAUUCAGACUCCCAUCCCCAAGUCCGAGCCACUCAGUGCUGCUGACGACAUCGCCCAACGAAUUCUCGCUAGGACACGUGCUGCCAAAGUCCAGGAGCCCCAAGUCCAACCUCAACCGCAAAUGUCCCAAUUCCCGCCGCAUAUUCCAGGCUCUAUGCCAGGGAUCGUUAUGCCUAGUUUACCACCCGUUCCAAGGGCUGGCGCCAAUCCCAACCCAGCUCCAACAGACCCUAAUGCGUUCACCGCGAUGCAACUAGAUGCGAACGCAGAGGCACUGGAGCAGGAGUACCUUGCAAUUCUCCAAAAUGCGCAGUCCAUGCCGGAUUUCUUUUCCGCUGCAUUCGGUCAACCUAAUGCCACUCCUUCUCAGCAACCCCCAGCGCUACCUACUCUCCCGGAUGGCGCGGCCAAGUCUGCUCCUCCCCCUCUACGUACAAAGACUUCACACACAACUAUCGAGCGCCGGUACCGCACAAACCUAAAUACUCGUAUCACUGCUUUAAGACACGCGGUCCCCGCCCUACGAGUCCUUGAUAAAGCUGCAUUCCCCAACGAACAACCCGACGAACACGGGCUAUGCGACGGUGUUCGACCGGCUCGUAAAGCAUCAAAGGCGAGCGUUCUCGGAAAGGCCACAGAAUACAUCCGGGUUCUCAAGCGCCGAGAGAAGAGGCUCGAAGGGAAAGUUGGGGGGCUGAAGGCUUUGGUCAAGUGCGUUAGCGGCGAAGAUGUCGUCAGGGAGUGGGAGGCGGAAUGGGUUCGUGUGCAUGGUGGACCAGAAACGGAUUCGAUUGGUGUAGAUGACCAACCUGAGGCGGAGGGUGACGGCGACGAUGAUGACUCGGAUGGAGACGAACCCAAGGCUAAACGCGCCCGCCCUACCACUGCUAAUCCAAGCCUUUCUCCUCCACAACAAGCCGGCGAGAACCCAAGGCUAAACGCGCCCGCCCUACCACUGCUAAUCCAAGCCUUUCUCCUCCACAACAAGCCGGCGAGAAAAGAAAGCGGGGGGCAGUCUCCUGCUGCUUCUCACCAUACCCACUCUGGAUCGGUUAUUUCGCCGGUUAUUUCACCAAGCGGAAAAGUUGAAACGCCAUGGGACUUUGCUCAUGCAGCUCAUACAAUCUUCUCGAUUGUAUUAUUGCUUUCGUUGGUCUUGAGCUGGGUCCGAUCUUUGAGUGCCAAGAAGCAAGCGCAAGGAGUUGAAGGAGCAAAGAAGGUUCUAGCUAAAGGGCGCGAGUUAUCCGCCAUUUCGCGAUUCUGGACAGCCGCUUCGCUUUACUUCUCUGUGUCUGGUCCUGAAGAAGAGCAGUCCGAACGCGAAGCAGUGCUAGCGCUUCUUCUCGCCCCCGUCUGUGCACCCCUCGCAAAAAGGUUCUGGUCUCGCGCUGCACAAACUCCCGUUCGGUUGAAGAGUCCUCUACCCCAGAACCUGGUUCGCCUUCCUCUGAACCGCGACUCCCCGCCCGGGAUCCUCACCGCGACCAAUGUACGAACGGCAGUGCUUUCCCUCCCGCUACACGAUGCCGAGCAAGCCUACCUCUCCGCCCUCUCCGCUGCCAGCCAAGUCGUCGACGUCCUGUUCGACCUAGCCGUUCGCAAGUUUGUUGAAACCUCGCACCAAGACUCGUCCUCGUCCUUGUCCCAGCUCGAACAAGAAGAAGAGACUGAGGAAGCGACCAAGUCUGUUUGUCGUCUUGGUCAUGGAUUGCAGUCUCCUACACUCCGCUCGCUUGUCGUAUCGUUUGAAACGCUCCGGUCUUCCCCCUCUUCGUCCCUAGAAUCGGAGAAAAUCAAGGGCGUGCGAGCAUUGAUCAAGGCGCUAGAACUAUACCGAAAAGUAUACCCUGAUCCGGAAGGUGUACUUACUCCUACAGGGGGAGUGCAUUAG
Rhizoctonia solani is the source of this 2457-nucleotide messenger RNA. RefSeq names its product helix loop helix DNA-binding domain protein. Lineage: Eukaryota; Fungi; Basidiomycota; Agaricomycetes; Cantharellales; Ceratobasidiaceae. The coding region runs from base 1 to 2457 and encodes 818 amino acids. The transcript has 6 exons. Gene Ontology annotation, molecular function: protein dimerization activity. The record is from RefSeq and is a predicted model, not a curated record.